Messenger RNA from Anoplophora glabripennis (Asian longhorned beetle), 2016 nucleotides. RefSeq names its product WD repeat-containing protein 37 (gene Wdr37). The coding region runs from base 182 to 1609 and encodes 475 amino acids. The transcript has 8 exons. Gene Ontology annotation, molecular function: protein binding. Gene Ontology annotation, cellular component: preribosome, large subunit precursor. NCBI's taxonomy places the organism in Eukaryota, Metazoa, Arthropoda, Insecta, Coleoptera, Cerambycidae. The record is from RefSeq and is a predicted model, not a curated record.
AAUACUUCACAAAAACAUUUUUCGUUCUGUUGGUCUUCAAUUCUAAACUAAAACAUAAUAUACUUCGUUGUAAACAUGUUAGGUUCCUUAUUAGAAAAAUAUUUUUCGUGCAUUUAUAUGUAAUAUAAGCACUUGAAUAAUUUAUUUGAUAAUUGAAAUUGCGCUCCCACUGUGCGUCAUUAUGUCAGUCAUUCAGAACACCUCAAACAGUAAAAUACAGAAAAAUAAAAGAGGCUCCAUGAUUCGUCCUCAAAGUGGAUUAAUUGAUGGAGAUUAUUACAUGGGCUUCCGAUCAGAUGCUGAAAAUGAACCCCUUUCACCAGCAUACAAGACACGACUGCAUACACUGUUCAGGCAAAUAGAAAAGGAAUUUGACUUACUUUACCAAGAAAACCAAAAUUUACACGAUAAGAUAGAUUUGCUAAAUGAGAAAGCAGAAAGGGAUACUUUUGAUAAACCGGACUGUGUAGAUUUUGAGAAUAAUUUUUCAAAAGCGUUGAGUAAGAAAUUGAGUUCAUCUUCACAAAAAAGUAAAACUGCUCACAAGUUGAAGGCUCAAACAAGUAAAAUAGUGUCUAGUUUUAAAGCCCCACAGUUUAGUUGCGGGUUAGUGAAAGAAUAUAUGGGACAUAAAGAUGGAGUUUGGGAAGUGUCUGUUGCAAGACCCGGUGUGCCAGUAAUUGGAACAGCAUCUGCUGACCACACAGCUUGUAUAUGGAGUAUUGAAAGUGCCAAGUGUCUCCUACAAUAUCAAGGACACGUCGGUUCUGUCAAUUCCAUUCGGUUCCAUCCUGCAAAGGAUCUUGUUCUCACUGGUAGCGGUGACUGUUCAGCGCACAUUUGGCAAGCUGCUCUGAAUUGGGACAUACCAAAGGGCCAGUCUUCUGAAGAAGAACUAGAAGGUGAUGAAAUUGACAAUAAAUCUGACGCUAAUAGAAUAUGUUCCUUACGAACACCUUUCCUAGAAUUGUCUGGUCAUAGUGGAGCUGUAUCUGCUGCUGAAUGGCUUGCUGGAGCCGAUCAAAUCAUAACUGCAUCUUGGGACCGCCUGGCUCUUUUACAUGAUGUCGAAACCGGUUCAAUUUUAACCACACUAGCAGGACACGAUCAAGAACUGAAUCAUACGGCAACUCAUCCGACUCAAAAAUUAGCAGUUACCUCGUCAAGAGAUACGACAUUCCGAUUAUGGGAUUUUAGGGAAGUUGUUCAUUCAGUUUCAGUAUUUCAAGGCCAUGCAGAAGGUGUUACUUCUGCAGUAUUCACACGUGAGGAUAAAGUCGUAUCCAGCUCAGAUGAUCGCAGUGUAAAAGUUUGGGACUUGAGAAACAUGCGCUCACCUGUAGCCACUAUAAGAGUAGAUUCUGCGGUGAACAGAAUUUCAGUAUCAGCGAACGGCGUUAUCGCCUUACCCCACGAUAACAGACACAUCAGAUUGUUUGAUCUGAACGGUCAGAGGCUCGCAAGGUUGCCCAGAUCGAGCCGUCAAGGACAUAAUCGCAUGGUCGCCAGUGUGGCCUGGGCGGAUGAUCCUGUCUGUGGAAUAAACUUGUUUUCAUGUGGAUUUGAUAGGCGUAUUCUUGGAUGGUCGGUAUUGUCUCUUAAGGAUUAGAAAAGAAGGGUCCUAGUUAGGAGUGAAUAAUCUUAAGGUUGUUUUUGUCAAUUCUUAACUUAUUGUUAUAAUGUCGUAAGUGUAAAUUAUCAGAAUAUGCUUGUUAAAAUUCUCCUGAUAAAAGUAUGAUUUUGUUUCUACUUUAAUAUAACUAACACAUAAUUAUUUUUAGAAAUAAUAAGUGUUAAGAUUUUAAGGUACUGAAAAGUAUUUCUUUGGUGUACACAGGAUGAGGACUUAUUUACAAGAUUAUCUGUGAAAUCUCAAGAAUGGUAAGUGAUAAAUAGUUCAUUAAAUUAAGGAGAUGUGUGUUUUUAAGAAUCCUUGAGAAAAUGAACAGAAUGUAUUUUAAUUAACCAAAAAAUUUUUAAAAGGGCAGUUAAAUAGGAAUUUUGAAUUUUUUUCAA